Argiope bruennichi is the source of this 632-nucleotide messenger RNA. RefSeq lists its product as uncharacterized. The record is from RefSeq and is a predicted model, not a curated record. Lineage: Eukaryota; Metazoa; Arthropoda; Arachnida; Araneae; Araneidae. The transcript has 6 exons. Bases 23 to 496 code for a protein of 157 amino acids.
UUUGAACCUAAAUCGGUACAAGAUGGUAGGCAAGCUAAGUAUUGUUAUUUUGCUCUUUCUAAGUUUUGUUUUUAUCGUUCAGGGUAAUCGUAAUCCAGAGGAUUUGAGUAAAUAUUAUAAUUGCUGGAUAAAUAACCAGUGCCUUUCAGAUGAGGAAGAGGCUCAAAAACUGAGAAACUGCUUCAUGAAUUUAAAACCAGAGGAAUUAAAAACCAGCUAUAUGCACGUGAAAGAAAAUUAUUCUCAUUACAAAAGUGAUAACGUUUUCGAUGCAAUAAAUGAAUUCUGCCAUCUUGAUGAUACCAAAAGGCAAAAAGCCUAUCAAAAAUCAGCACAGGGUAUGAUUGACAUUCUGAAGAUGGUCUGUAGUGAUUCAGACAAGGCAAGCGAAUGUUCGAGAGUUAAAGACGUAUUUCACUGCCUUUUCGUUAAUAUGAAUCAACAGAUUCAAGAGGGAAAAUGCACAAAAGACGUCAAUGCCAAAGGAAUGCCAUGAAAUGCGUUUUAUAAAAGCAACAUGUUCUUAUGUAAGAAUUAACUUUGAAUGAAUUGUGGUUUCAGACGAAAAAUUGGGAUAUAUAUAAACAUUGAAGAAUUAAAAUAAAAUAUAAAGCAAUUUAAAUUUGUUCAUU